AUCCCCUCUCCUCCGGACCAGGAUGCAACCUGCCCGGCUUUAAAGCAAGAUGGCGUCAGGCUGACACAGAGAGGAGGCUGAAGCGGAGGUGUGAGGAGAAAACACAAACUUCACGUCGUGGCUGUUCUCCGUCCUGAGAACUGUACAUCUACGCUACACCCAUGCAUGUGUUGACGCAUGGGUUGCCUGGUGAGACCUGCUCCCAGCACUGCUUGGGUGUGUUUUUGAAUCAUGUGGUGGAAUCUGCUCUUCAAUACACGCCGAAAUUAAUGCUACUAUGUCUGAUAUGAAGCAAAAUGCACAAGAGGACAAAGAGGUGGAAAUAGUGUCUGACACCCUGGGUCAUACUCAGGAGCCACUGCAGAGUCACACAUUCUGUCUGAAAAACAAUGCUGCAGGUCUGUCCUCAGAGGAGCACGAAAACCCUUUAAAUGGAACCCAGCCGAAUCCAUUUGUAUACAGCAGUGUCCCCGCUGUUCCCCAUGCAGGCAAUUCAUUGCCUUCAGGAGCACUUGUUAAUGGACCUGGUUCACACCCCACCUCAGAGGUACACUGUGUCCUGAACAAAGGCACUGUUUUAUCCAACAAUGUCCUGGAUGCCGUGUGGCAAGUGGAGAAGGACACGAGCCCCGAGGUGUUACCACCACCUAGUGAGCUUCAAUCAGACGCUUGGAAGAACACAGCGGGGCCCGCUGUAAAAACACUGGCCACACAGCCAGGUGUCAACACGCCACUGUCUCACUUGGAGGAGAAUGAGUCUAAACUGGCCUAUUCCACACUGUCAGGUGACAGUGCAGAGCAAAUGCCCAUUAGCAAACCUCGGAUAAAACAGACAAUAGAAGCGGGAUCUCGACACAGUGCUGAAUGGUCACAAAGCUCCUCUGAUGAUAAUGGUGAUUUUGAAGUAAUCAGAUGGGAUCCAACAACAGAGUGCUUCUUGCACAGUGGCAGAAGGCUUGAGACCAGAGUGAAGCACCAAAGAGAAAAGCAGCACACUACACAUGUAAAAACCAUGGCAGGCUCCCCAGAAAAGGUCAACAACAGUUUAAAUCACUCGUACAGACUUCCCCGCCCUGGUAAUGAUGUUGAAUAUGUUGACAUUGCCAACAAAGGUGAUUCUUUGGAUACACAAUCAGGUAUUAAAUAUUCUGUCAUACCUUUCAGAGAUCUGUCAAGGAACAGAGUGUUAGAGUCUGAGCAGCGUAUUUCUGGUGUAGCACAGGAAGGCUCUAAUGAGGAAAAUGACCCUGAAGAUGAAGACAGUUUUCAUCAAAAAGUGGAACAGUUGAAAGCAGAGCAACUUGAACAAGAUCCAUUCUUCUUCUCAUGCACAAUAUGCAAUGUUAAUUUCAUGGAAAAAAGACAUUUCCAUAGACAUAUGAUGUAUCAUUUAGGCAAGCAUAAUCAGGUGAAGAGUGAGAAUGUUUCACAGGCCUUUAUAUGCAGGGAGUGUGGGCGUUUGUUCUGUGAUAGCAACUCCCUCAUGAAGCACAUCAUUAUUCACCAAGACAGGCUGGAAAAACUUAGGGAGGAAAUCAAAGGUCUCAAAAAUCCAGAAUUUGAAGACAGAGGCACCACAGUGCAGUGCUCUCACUGUGUAUUCGGUUGUAAUUGCCAGAAAAUCUUUGUCCAGCACGCCAAAGCAGGCGAUAAUCUGAAGCACUACUACUUUUGUGAGGAGUGUAACUACAUUACACUCACUCAGCAGGCACUCGAACUGCACCUACAUGUCGCACACCUCAACACACACCGGCCUCAGUGCCGGAAAAUGACUCAUACUAAUGAUGCAGAGGAAGCAGACCAUGUUCAGUUUCAGUGUAAAAUGGGGUUUUUCACCAGCAGAGACAAAGUAGAGUCAGAAAGACAUUCUAAGAUGGAGAACCUGCGAUCACGCAUUCUGGAUGACAAGUCCAGAAUUGCUGCGUGUAAAGCAAAUCUGUUAAAAUCUGCCUUUGGAGAAACUGCCCAUUCCACCCAUUGUUCCACUGGAAAAAAGGACAUUUACGUUAAGAAAUCUACUGACAAAAGUUCUCCUCAGUUCAAGUGGCAUGUUCGCUGCACCAAAAACAAACUGUCACCGUCUUUGUGGAGGAUCAGCAAACAUGGAAAAUUACUCCUGCAACCAGCAGGUAAAUUAGAUGUGGCAACUGAUCUCACCUGUGUGGAAGAAGAUGCUGAACAAAAUGGCCGCAGGGCAUUUGGCAGCUCAAAGCAGGCAAACUGUCCUGCAACUGCUGAUUUUUUACUGUCAGCUAGAAAUCUUAAAUUAGACCAGAUGUUCUUUGAGGGUAGCAAGAGCGACCCGGAAAGCAGGAGCUUACCAAGCAAGCAAGCAAACCAAAAUUCUCCAUCAAUGAGAAAAAUGUCAACACCUAAGCAUAACACUAUUGACAAAAUGAAUGGUAGUAUAUUGCCAAGGCUUAGCCAGAGGCAUAAGAAACAUUCUGCAGUUAGGGAGUUGGAGGAGGGCUGUGAGGGCGGCCAUAACUUCUGUGAUGACACCAGCAAAGCUACAGGCAGCUUCUUGGAAAGCACUGAGAAUGAAAGGAACCCGUAUGCUCGGAAGUAUUUCAAAAAGAGGCAGAGGUUUUCAGCUAAAGACCAAAGCCCCCAUAUCCUCAAGGAUGAAGGUGAUGGAGAUGAAGACUGCAGUGACAUAGAGCAGCUCAUAAUCAAGGAGGAGUAUAUCGAAGCUGUGUGUGAUGAUUCCUCAGGAUCACCUCGCACGUCUGAGAGUGAUGGGUUUGAUGUUUUCCCCUCGCAAGUGGUAGAACACAGGCCCUGUCCAUACUGCCCCGCCAUGUUUCAGUCUGGAGUGGGUCUGUCCAAUCAUGUGCGAGGGCAUCUUCAUCGAGCUGGCUUGAGCUAUGAUGCUCGGCACAUGGUUUCACCAGAGCAAGUAGCGCUGCGGGACCAUCAGCCACAGACUCGCAGGAGGAUCCAUACUGGCGUGAGGAAAAUGAGAAAAGCUAUUAAGGCAGAAACCCAGGGAGAGCACACAUGUCCGCUGUGCUGGAGUUGGUUUGACACUAAGACUGGCCUCUCCAACCAUGUGAGGGGACACCUUAAACGAAUAGGUCGAUGUGUUACCAGCACCAGUAAGUCCCCACUGGGCAUCCUGAAUGAUCUGCUACAGGACAAAAAGGAACAUCAGAACAUACUCCGGGUCCUCAACAAGGGCCAGAUCUCCCCAGGACCCUCAGCUUCUCCGAAGUUCAUCAGCAGCAGCAGCCGCCUGGUCUUGAUGCGUACUGCACUACCAGUGAAGAUCAAGUAUGAGAUAAAGCGUCCACAUGCCGCAGGGGAUGGAUUUGUACCAAAACAAGAAGCAAAAGCCUUUCCAGAGAGGAAGGAGCCCCAGACAGAAAUGCAAAGAGGCAUUCAGGCCUCCUCAAGCACUUUAGUUGAACUGCUCAAGACAAGACAGGGAAGUAUGGAAUUUACAGCAAGAAACCAGGAGGUCUUUGGUGCCAGGAAGCUCUGUAGUAUGACCAAAGAUUACAAGGAGGAGACAAGCUGGACUCAUGGAGAAUGUGAUUCAAAUAAGAUUUGUAGUCAGUGUAACAGCAGCCUCCCUGCUGCUGUCACUCUGUCUGGUCAUCUUCAAGCCUUUGCAUGCAGGAAGAGGAUUGCUGUUUUUGAAGAACCAGGCUAUGAUUAUAAACAGAAGAAGCCAAGACCAAGGCCUGGGUUAAAAAAGAAGAUUUUACCCUGCUUGAAUGCUCAGAUAUACACACUCACCUGCAGAUUCUGUGACCUCAUCUUCCAGGGUCCCCUGUCUAUCCAGGAGGAUUGGAUCAAGCAUUUACAGAGACACCUUCUGCAAAACAGUGUGCCCCGCUCAGGGAUGGGGAUGGUGGAGGUUUUGGGGUAUGGGUCACAAAAUACAAAUAAGCAUGUGUCAUGAGUACCCAGAUUUUGAGUAGGAUUGUAUGGAAUGCCCAAAAGUUUGCACAGUAUUUAUAUUACUCAUUGUUAUAGAUUAAUGUGCAACUCCUUAUUGAAAUAUAUUAUGAUUAA
Molecule: messenger RNA, 4020 nt
Organism: Paralichthys olivaceus (Japanese flounder)
Lineage: Eukaryota; Metazoa; Chordata; Actinopteri; Pleuronectiformes; Paralichthyidae
Gene: znf644b
Product: zinc finger protein 644b
Biological process (GO): regulation of transcription by RNA polymerase II
Cellular component (GO): nucleus
Molecular function (GO): DNA-binding transcription factor activity, RNA polymerase II-specific; RNA polymerase II cis-regulatory region sequence-specific DNA binding
Source: RefSeq, a predicted model, not a curated record